AUGGUGCUGACCAGCUGGGGCUGGAAAGGUGAUGGCUGCGGCAUCAGUGUCUGGAACGACGUCACCGCCAUCGGAGCUUGUAGGGGCAUGGUUCCCACGCCUGGAAGGGCGAAUGGGAACAUACCAGGGAGGAAAGGCAUCCCCCUCGUUCUGCUGGCACAUGGCCAUGACCUGGCCAAAGCCCUGGAUGGCUUGCUAAGGGGACAGGACCACGUGCGCCCACGUGGGGGCAUGCCGCUGACGUGGUGCGAGGUGACUGGUUUCGUCCUCGAGCUGCCUUGUCGCCUUGUGAGGGGGAUCAUUCCCUUUGUCGAGUAGCGCCUUGGAUGGAUUCUUCAGCAUCUCUAGUUGUCCUCUACUGACACGGGUCGCUACACGCCAAGCCCUCGCAGAUCCUCUUCUACCGACACUUUCCAACACCAGAAACUACACCGGGUAAUCUCCGAGGGAUGAAUUCAUCGAAGUCUGGAAUAAAUAGGAUGAUAACAU
Messenger RNA from Cuscuta campestris, 489 nucleotides. The record is from the annotation of a GenBank genome assembly. Lineage: Eukaryota; Viridiplantae; Streptophyta; Magnoliopsida; Solanales; Convolvulaceae.